Molecule: messenger RNA, 795 nt
Organism: Durusdinium trenchii
Lineage: Eukaryota; Dinophyceae; Suessiales; Symbiodiniaceae
Source: the annotation of a GenBank genome assembly
AUGGCCACCGAGACGUUGAAGAUCAGCGAUGGCUCUAGCAUGGAGAUCACCCGAUUGCCGGACUUGGAUGAUGAGACCUGGCAGGAGGUGAAGGCCUAUGUGGAGGGCAACCCGGAGACUGCCAAGGCCUUGCAGAACUUCGCUAAGAAUCCGGAUGCCAUGCGGGGCUGGCUUCAGACACAGGCCAUUGCCGAGCAUUACAACAGCAAGCUGUCCCACGGCGACACCCCGGUGCAGGAGAAGGUGAAGUCCUUGGAGUCGGAUCCCGAGUUGGCUCCGAUCUUCGAAGACAUCAAGAAGAACGGCAUGGAGGCUGCCAUGAAGUACUACCAGGAUGAGGAGAUCAUGUUGAAGAUCAGCCAGAAGAUGGGCGGACUGCCCAGCGAGCUGUCUCCGGUCUUGCAGAAGAUCGAGGACACCGCCAUGACCCUGCAUGAAGCGGCCAAGAGGGGCGAUCUCAACGCGGUCAAGACCUUCUUGGACAAAAAGAAGCCGUUGGACAGUCAGGACUUCAAGGGCAUCACUGCCUUGGGCUAUGCGAUUGGUGCCAAUCGCAUCGCGGUGGUGAAGCUUUUGUUGGACAGCCGCGCCAACCCCUACUCCGUGGAUGCCUCUGGCAAUAGCGGCCUCCAUUACGCUGCGGGCUACGGCCGAAAGGAGCUCUUGGAAUACCUUUUGAAGGUUGGCGCCAACGUGAACCAGCCGAACGCGGAGGGCUUGACGCCCCUGGGCGCUGCGACGCAGAACCGACAGGAAGCCACGAUGGCGGUGCUGAAGGCUCAUGGAGCCCAGUAA